This is a messenger RNA of Dacryopinax primogenitus, 1509 nucleotides long. RefSeq lists its product as uncharacterized. The transcript is spliced from 5 exons. Lineage: Eukaryota; Fungi; Basidiomycota; Dacrymycetes; Dacrymycetales; Dacrymycetaceae. The record is from RefSeq and is a predicted model, not a curated record. Bases 1 to 1509 code for a protein of 502 amino acids.
AUGUCUUCCUCAAUCGUCCCUUAUAACGUCACUCUUGGGUCCGAAAGUCCAUUGUGGAACUACGCUCCGCAGCGAGAUGGACUUGCCACACAGGGGUGGAACGCCUCCUAUUCUGGCGCAACUGUAUAUGUUGCUGGUAACGACGGCAUAGGAACUCCAUUCCGCCACACUCAAUACAACGGAGCAAGUUUUGAGAUCCAAUUUGAAGGCACGGGAUACUGGUUAUGUCUGACACACGAUACCGGUGUCACGUUCAACUUGACUGUCAACGGACAUACGAUCGCGACUUCGGGUCUGCCCGCGGACAGUACCUGCUCUGAAUGGCCCCAAGCGAAGACCAUUGUCGGUGCCGGGGGGUUGGCCUACAGAUCACUCACUGUGGGACUCAACAUCUCGCUUCCCAACGCGGACUCGAGCUUCGAUUUCUAUGGUGGGAUCACACAGAUCAGCGCUGGUGCUCCGGGUGCCGCACCAGUCAACCCGGUGACAAUCGAUGACAGGAAUCCAGGUUGGAACUACCAGCCCUGGCCAUGGUUGCAAUCGGAGGAUCCGUCGGACUAUAACGAGACGCAUUCUUAUGCAUGCGCGUACGACAGCUCCGUCUCGGCCGCAUAUACUUUCAAUGAAACAACAGCCGUCAUGCUGAUCGGCAGUCCGGACACCAAUACCUUCGGGUAUACGAUCUCUUUCCAGGGAGUACAGAGCGUAUACAAUGCCAGCACAUUCUGGCAUUCGUACAAGCAGGUUCUGUUCAUGGCUGGAGGACUAGAUCCCACCACAAGCUACACUUUGGCUAUUGCCGACUACGAUCCGAAUCAACCCAAUGGCCCAGAUUUGAACAUAACGAAUCCCACGUAUUGUGUAAACCUGGAUGCCAUUAUCUUGCUGCAGUUAGAAAGUGCUGGCUCAAGCAAUUCAGGUACGACUUCAGCACUAACCAGUCCAACCGCCUCUCCCGAUCAAAAUGGGAACGGUUCCUCAAUUUCCGGCGGUACGAUAGCCGGCGCUGUAGUAGGCGCCAUCGGCGGUCUGGGGAUCCUCAUGCUGCUCGUCCUCUUCUUUCUCUAUUGGCGGCGUCGCACACAAAAUGCAACGGAUGCAGAACCGUUCCCGGCAAUGUCGGAAGUCACUGACCUCGUCUCCCCCGCAGGGCUCAGGCCUGCCGUACCCUACAGCCCGAUGUCGAUGUCGGAUCCCAAGGCCGGGCGAGGGUACUUCGACCGGCGAGGCGUACCAGAUGCCAGUGCCCGACCACCGCUCACGCCCUCAUCGUCAAAUUUCAACACCGUGCAAGCGUCCUCCCCCCAACCCGGAACGUUAUCAGAUAGCACGGCCACGUCGGACGCGCUAACCGCGCCGGGCAGAUCUAGAGUACAGGCACCGGGAGCCGUAGCGAGCCCGGCGUUGUUGGAGAACGCGGCUACGGUCGACUUGGUGCAAGUGCUGAACCAACGGCUCCGGCAUGGAGAGCACGAGGAAGCCCCGCCGGGGUAUCAGGAUGCUCAGUGA